AUGGCCACAGUAUCCCCCAAUCCCGUGCCGUUCUCGGAACCGCCGUACCUGCGCGGACUCCCCUCCCCCUACUACACAGAAAGCCACCGUCAAUUCCAAAAACGAUGUCGCCAGUUCCUGUUCGAGAACCUGCUGUCGCGCGCCAUGGAAUUCGAGACGGCCGGUGAGGUCCCGGCCAGUGUUUUCCAGAAGUUCAACGAGCAUAACAUGCUCCUUCCCAAUCUCCCCGCUCCCUUGCCGGUCGACUGGCUGAAGCGACUGGACGUUCACGAUAUUUUGGGCGUCAAGGUCGAAGAAUGGGAUUAUAUCCACGCCGGAAUUUACGCGGAUGAACUCGGUCGCUCAGGUCUCAGCACCGGUGGCGGGAUCAACGCCGGCUUCGCGUUCGGCAUCCCCCCGGUCAUCAAAUUCGCUAGUCGGGAGCUUCAAGAGCGCGUCCUUCCCGAUCUCCUGCUGGGACGAAAGCGAGCCUGCAUCGCCAUCACCGAACCCGACGCCGGCAGCGACGUCGCGGGCAUCACCACGACGGCCGUGAAAUCCGAGGAUGGACAGCACUACAUAAUCAACGGGGCGAAGAAAUGGAUCACGAACGGGAUAUGGUCGGACAUAGCCACGAUGGCGGUUCGUACGGGCGGGCCCGGUCCUGGCGGUCUUUCCGUCAUCCUCGUCCCCCUGAAAGGCCACCCCGGCGUCACGUUGCGUCGAUUGAAAGUUUCCGGACAGGCCACGGGCGGAACCACCUACAUCGAGCUGGACGACGUCAAGGUGCCGGUGGGCAAUCUCGUCGGUCGCGAAGGCGAGGGCAUGCGCAUCAUCAUGACCAAUUUCAACCAUGAGCGUCUCCUGAUCAGCAUCGGCGUCACCCGUCAGGCUCGCGUCGCCCUCUCCACCGCAUUCUCCUACGUGAUGAAGAGACAGGCCUUCGGGAAACCCCUCAUGGACCAGCCCGUCGUGCGCCACCGACUCGCCAAGGCUGGCGCCGAGCUCGAGACCCUGUCGGCGUUCGUCGAACAGCUGCUCUACCAGCUCUGUCAUCUCAGCAAAGCCGAAGCGGAUCUCCAGCUGGGCGGAGUCACCGCAAUGGCUAAAGCAAAGGCGGGCAUGGUUCUGAACGAGUGCGCCCAGUGUGCUGUCUUGCUCUUCGGUGGAUCGGGCCUGACGGCUUCGGGACAAGGGGAGCUAGUCGAGGCUAUACUACGGGAUGUACCGGGUGCCAGGAUCCCCGGCGGCUCGGAGGACGUACUCCUAGACCUGGGGAUUCGGCAGCUCGUGAAGAUAUACAAGACGCAGGAGAAGAGGCUGGGAGAGUCGAAGCUCUAG
Aspergillus affinis is the source of this 1320-nucleotide messenger RNA. Its product is annotated as acyl-CoA dehydrogenase family protein. Gene Ontology annotation, molecular function: acyl-CoA dehydrogenase activity; flavin adenine dinucleotide binding. NCBI's taxonomy places the organism in Eukaryota, Fungi, Ascomycota, Eurotiomycetes, Eurotiales, Aspergillaceae. The record is from RefSeq and is a predicted model, not a curated record. Bases 1 to 1320 code for a protein of 439 amino acids. The transcript is spliced from 3 exons.